This is a messenger RNA of Epinephelus moara (kelp grouper), 2506 nucleotides long. Its product is annotated as profilin-2-like. The record is from RefSeq and is a predicted model, not a curated record. The transcript is spliced from 3 exons. Bases 203 to 622 code for a protein of 139 amino acids. Gene Ontology annotation, biological process: positive regulation of actin filament bundle assembly; regulation of actin filament polymerization; actin cytoskeleton organization. Gene Ontology annotation, cellular component: cytoplasm. Gene Ontology annotation, molecular function: actin binding. Lineage: Eukaryota; Metazoa; Chordata; Actinopteri; Perciformes; Serranidae.
UGCCCGAUUGCAGCGGCUUCUCUUCGUUGCCUAGACCAGAAGAAAGCCGGGACGUGACGGAGCCGGGGGGGUUCUGCUUGCUGGAGGCCCGCUAAACCACCGAUAAAUACAGCUUCCUCACUGCUUCUUCGUCGCUGAAGAGACGUUUGUGACCUAACUUGACCCUUCGUCUUUUUUUCAUCUUAGAACUAAUUUCACAAACAUGUCCUGGCAAAGCUACGUGGACAACCUGAUGGCUGAUGGCAGCUGCCAGGACGCGGCCAUUGUUGGGUACACGGACGCCAAAUACGUCUGGGCAUCAUUUGUCGGCGGUACCUUUGCCAACAUAACGCCUGAAGAAAUCGACGUGUUAAUAGGAAAGGACCGCGAGGGAUUCUUCACAAGUGGGCUGACCUUAGGCAAUAAAAAGUGCUCCGUAAUCAGAGACAGCCUCACAGUUGACGGCGACUGGACAAUGGACAUCCGGACAAAGAGUCAAGGAGGAGAGCCAACAUACAACGUUACUGUAGGCAGAGCCGGCAAAGCAUUGGUUUUUGUCAUGGGGAAGGAAGGUGUCCAUGGAGGGCAGCUCAACAAGAAAGCAUUUCAGAUGGCUGAAUACCUGAGGAAGUCCGGAUACUAAAGCAGCCUGUACCCAGCCACCUAGCAGCUCACCCUUACCACCCUGUUGCAUUUCACACUACUUCCAGUCCUAGUUGGUAGUUACUUUUUUUUUUUUUUUUUCUUUCUCUGCCUUCUCUCCUCCCCAUUUGUUAUCCCAUAUUUUGUUAUCCUCUCCCUUCAACACACUUGCGCUGUGUACUCUUACCCCCUUAAGCACUAUAAGUUGAUCCAUAGCAAAGACGAGCAUGUUGCUAACAGGAUGUCAUGACAAAUCUGUACUUAACCAAGACCAGCAAAACAAAACAAAAAAAAUCUGGCCAAACACUCGGACAAUGAAAGCUCUAGCGUCAAUUUGAAGUAGAUAUUUCUUUUUCUUUCUGUCAUAGUGCCCAUUACUUAAUCCCUCCCGAACCGAUCAUACACACUCCCUCCCUGAGCAGCCGAUGCCUUUGGAGCACUUGAGCGGUAACCAAGCUCGUCAUGUCUUCCUCUUUAAUUUCCCCCGUCAUGUCCGGGAGGGCAGACUGCGUGCAUAUGGCAGUCCACUGUUUCUGUCUCACGCCCACACACUACUGCCCACCCUCCCCCUCCUUCUCGCACUUCCUCCUGCCAAAAUGUUUAGUUCCUCCCCCUUACCCUGUUUCCCCAUCCUGUUUGCCCAAAACAGGUGACAGUACAAACCUCACAGGAGAUUCUCCUCUUCAUCAAACACUCAACCAACCAGUCCCCUAACCCCCUCUCCUUUCAGAUCCACUACUUUGUCCUGAAUACAUUUUCUAAAAGGGGGGAAGGUGUGUUUGGGGGGUGCUCAGAUGGGCUCAGGAUUCGCAAGCGUUGGUGUCGUCCAGAUGCUGGUAGCCUCUCCUCCCGCCACUCACUCCCCCGACUACACGAAAACCCCAUGGACAUUCCACAGUAACAAUGGCUCAGGCACUUAAUACUGUUUUUGUUUGCCAGCUCCUGUAAUAUAUUUUCUUUUCUUUUUUUUUUCUUUUCUUUUUUUUUGAAAGGCUGCCAUUUUUGGACAGUAGAUAUCCCAGCAUAUAACCAUCUGGAGCGUGUCCAGUUUAAUUUUUUUUUUCUUUUUAUAGGACCAAGUGUAGUCGAAGCUCGGGUGUUUAUACAAUUGCUCUAAAACAUGUGAAGGAUGACCGCUAACUUUUUUGAUGAAGGAAAACGCUAACCAGACAGUAACACUUAUCAUGGUUAAAAAAAUAUGAAGCUACAGGGGAGGUAAGGGUGGGAGUAUUUGAAGAAAAUUCUCACUUCAUUGUUUUUUUUUUUUUCUUUUCUUUUAUUGUUUAGAAAAGAAACGACUGCAUUUGUACAAACCCAUGCUGUGUUGACAACUACAAAACUGUGGAAUAAAUUGCCUUUUACUCUAUAGUCAGCUGAGCUCUGGGGUAUCACAUGGUCUGUCCACGCUCAGUACUGCUAACUGUAACGUCCAACUGAAAAAAAAAACACUUACAAAAGUAGAAAUGACACUCAAUGGGAGAUGGGAUUGGUUGGAACAAAGACGCUUCUGGUUGUCUUGUUGAAACUUAACUGCAGAACCUGUGUAUCCUGUGCCAUAAAUAUAGAGAGAUCUGUUGCUGUUGUAAGAUGGAUUUUACCCACUGUCCACUAAAGAGUCAUUUCAUUGGCACUUUUUUUUUCUUUUUUUUAGCUUCAGCUCCACUGUUUAGGCCUUGUGGGAUAUGUGUACUCAUAAAAAAAAAACCUGUUUCAAGUCCUGUUUGCUGAUUUAUGUUCAUUUCCUUUUUCCUCACCACUUUUUUUUCUUACAUCUGGGAUACAGUCUCUUUAAUGCAUCUGAUUUCAUAUGCAUAAACCAAGAAAUGCCAUAAAUUGAUUUAUCACCUUGUUUACAGACAGAUCAAAUAAAUUUAUUCCAACCAGA